AUGAUGAAGAAAGAUGUUGUCGUGAAAGGGGCAACUGUGAGUAACAGCAGCAACAACAACUCCACCAACAACGCCAUCAACUCUCCCUCUUCCUCUUCCAGUUCCUCGCCUGCUUUGGUUCCAUCUCAGUUGUUUGUACAUGAUCUUUCUCUGUACAAAGAGCUCGUAGAAUGUAUUUCAAUUCCCGAAGAUUAUUAUGAAGCCGAAGAGUCGACAACUUGUUCAGAGAAUCAUUAUCCUCCACAACAACAUGAUGCAACACCAUCAUCACUACAUUCAGAUCAAAAAUUAACAAGUAAAAGCAACAAAAACAAGAUUGUCACUAGGGAAGAAAAAGAAAAAUUGGAGCAUAAAAGAGAAGCAAAGAGGCAAGAAACUGAGGCCUUCUUUCAAAAAAUCAAAGAAACCACAACGAAAUUAAGAAACAAGAGGCACGAGGAAUCUGAAAAACGAUUUCAAGAUCUUUGGAAUGACAUUUUGGAAGAAAGAGAAACAUUUUUAAAAGACCUCAACGAGAAACUUGCUUCCUAUCAUGAGGGAGACGAGAGAAAGCGGCAACAAAUAUAUGAGGAAUGGUGCGAGAAGGUCUUUGAUCCAAUUCAAAAUCAAAUUGAUGAACACUUGUCGAAGCUGCCUUUUGAAGAAAUCAAACGAAAGAAGAGAUUAAAGUUUGAGGAGUAUCUCAAUAAGCUCAACCACAAGCAUAAAAAUAAUGGCGGAGUGUUUCGUGAUAUUGUGCUCGAAGAUGAAUAUGAUCCGUUCGAGCUGUCGAAAGAUACGUUCAAAUACAAAACAACUACGAAGAAAAAGAUUGGAGAAGUGCCAUCCAAGCCAUCUUUAGGUCUGAGGAAACAAGACAUGUUGGAUGUGGCUCAGUAUGACAAGUUGGGUGCCACUCCUUUCGGUCACUACUCUAAGAUGAUUCAUCCAAAUUCAAACUCUUCAAAACUUGCCUCAAAGAAAAUGAGAUCGGAUGUAGAGUUUGAUGAUUUCACAAAAGAGGAGAAGAGUCCUUGGGAGAACGCUAGAGGCAAGAAAAUUCUUCAAAAGAUUGAGCAGAAAACCACAGAACAGCUGGCAAAUGGUUUUCAAGAGGAGUCUGGAAAAAGGCAUUCCAAACGAACAACAAUACCCGGAGCUAAAAAGUAA
Naegleria fowleri is the source of this 1149-nucleotide messenger RNA. RefSeq lists its product as uncharacterized. The record is from RefSeq and is a predicted model, not a curated record. The transcript is spliced from 2 exons. NCBI's taxonomy places the organism in Eukaryota, Heterolobosea, Eutetramitea, Acrasida, Naegleriidae. The coding region runs from base 1 to 1149 and encodes 382 amino acids.